Molecule: messenger RNA, 1889 nt
Organism: Populus nigra (black poplar)
Lineage: Eukaryota; Viridiplantae; Streptophyta; Magnoliopsida; Malpighiales; Salicaceae
Product: cytochrome P450 CYP749A22-like
Exons: 5
Coding region: 100-1653 (517 amino acids)
Molecular function (GO): oxidoreductase activity, acting on paired donors, with incorporation or reduction of molecular oxygen; monooxygenase activity; iron ion binding
Source: RefSeq, a predicted model, not a curated record
UCGCUGAUCAUCGUCGUAUAACAAGUUCCUAAAAUACACUUUAUGCCACCAAGCACAAGCUGAAGAUUUUCUAAACAUCUACUGAUCAAUAUAUAAAACAUGGCUGUGGUGGCCGCCAUGGGUACCACCAUAAUCUUCCUUUCAAGUUGCGGAUGCCUAUACCUUCUUUUGCUUUUCAUCAACUUCUUUAACAAAGCGUGGUGGACCCCAAUUCGCAUACAAUCUGCCUUGCAUUCACAAGGAGUGAAAGGCCCUUCUUACAGAUUCCUUCACGGAAACUUGAAAGAGAUCAUCAACUUGAGAAAAGAGGCUAUGAGCAGUCCCACGGAAUUAUGCCAUCAAUCCUUCUCUAGAAUUCAACCUCAUGUUUAUUUAUGGAGCAAGCUGCAUGGGAAGAAUUUCUUUUGGUGGAAAGGUAGUCAAGCACAAUUGGUAGUCUAUGAAACAGAACAGAUUAAAGUAGUCUUGAAUAAUAAAGAUGGAAAUUACCUCAAACCUGAGGUGCAACCUUAUUUAAAGAAGCUCUUUGGGGAUGGACUUGUGACAACCAGAGGUGAAAAAUGGUUUAAGCUGCGCAAAGUGGCCAAUCAUGCUUUCCAUGGAGAGAGUUUGAAAGAUAUGAUUCCGGAAAUGGUUUCGAGCGUGGAGAUGAUGCUUGGGAGAUGGAAAGAUCAUCGAGGCAAGGAGAUUGAAGUAUUCCAAGACUUCAAGGUCUUAACAUCAGAAAUAAUUUCCAGGACAGCUUUUGGAAGCAGCUACUUGGAAGGGCAGCAGAUAUUUGAAAUAUUGACGAGGAUGGUUUUCAUUUUCUCCAAAAACCUUUUUAAGAUGAGAAUUCCUGGAAUUGGAAAACUUGUUAAGACACAAGAUGAUAUUCAAUCAGAAAAACUUGGCCAACUCAUAAGAAACAGUGUCAUAAAGAUGAUAAAGAAAAGAGAGGCGGCAAUGGCAGGUGAGAUAGAUGGUUAUGGAAGUGAUUUUCUUGGACAACUAGUGAAGGUUUAUCGCAGUGCUGAUAUGACAAGCCGGAUAACAAUAGAUGACUUGAUUGAUGAGUGCAAGAACUUUUACAUUGCUGGACAUGAGACAACAACAAGUGCUCUUACAUGGAUUGUUCUAAUGCUAGCAACUCAUGCAGAUUGGCAAGAAAAAGUAAGGAAUGAGAUCCUUGAAUUGUUUGGCCAACAGAAUCCAAGUCUAGAAGGCAUUUCAAGAUUGAAGACUAUGAGCAUGGUUAUCAAUGAAUCUCUAAGGUUAUAUCCCCCUGUCGUCGGUCUCCUACGUGAAGUAAGAAAAGGAACAAAAUUGGGAAAUCUAAUCAUUCCAGAAAAGAUGGAGGUCCAUGUUCCCUCUCUAGCUCUCCAUCAUGACCCUCAAAUAUGGGGAGAUGAUGUUCACCUUUUCAAGCCUGAUAGAUUUGCAGAAGGGGUGGCUAAAGCUACUAAAAAUAACAUUUCUGCAUUCCUGCCAUUUGGUAUGGGACCUAGAAAUUGUUUGGGCAUGAACUUUGCAUAUAAUGAAAUAAAGAUUACACUCUCAAUGGUUCUGCAGCGGUACAAGAUCACCCUAUCACCUAAUUAUGUCCAUUCACCAGUUCUCGUUCUUGCAAUAUGCCCACGACAUGGACUUCAAGUCAUGAUCAAGGCAGUGUGAAAAACAGAACAAAAGAUACCAAGUUGGGCAUGUGCUUGUGUGCAAGAUUUUAAUGCCAUGGAUGGGUACGCGAAAUGCCUCAAUAAUCAUUCAUUUCAUCGACUUGUGUAUUCCCUGUAACCCCUAGAGAGGAUACAACUGGUGUGUCUGUAAAUGACAUGUAUAAUGACGCAUUCUAGCUCUAAAAGAAAGAAAAAGUGUUCCGCUUCUUAGGAAGUGAAUGAAAACAGAAAAGC